Fusarium keratoplasticum is the source of this 2556-nucleotide messenger RNA. RefSeq lists its product as uncharacterized. The record is from RefSeq and is a predicted model, not a curated record. NCBI's taxonomy places the organism in Eukaryota, Fungi, Ascomycota, Sordariomycetes, Hypocreales, Nectriaceae. Gene Ontology annotation, molecular function: nucleic acid binding. Bases 1 to 2556 code for a protein of 851 amino acids. The transcript is spliced from 6 exons.
AUGUCGCAUAACACUGGCCCCUUUCCCGGGCAGUCGAACGCCGCACUGCCUAAUAUGGCACGCGGCACCUUCCCGAACCAGCAUGCCGUUCAACCCCCUUCUCAGCACCCGGGACCCCUCAACUCGCACCCACCGUUCCGGGCAAGAGCUCCUUCUUUUUAUGGUCAGGCUGCUCCGGGCCAAGGUGCCGGAACCGGGGCCCACUCUGGACCACCCCCGAUGGUCAACGGCAACGUCCACGGUAGCAUCAACGGGAAUAUGGUCAUGGGCGACGAUUCUUGGAUUCCGUCUGCUCACCAGGUUAUUUCCAAUGCUCUGCGAUCCAGUGGACUUGUCAACGUCCAGAACCACAGCAUGGUACGCCCACCUGUGCCCGUGGUCAUUGCCCCUGGCCUAGGGUUUGGUCUUCAGAACCAUGUUCUGGCUCCCCCUAACAGCCCCGCGGAGGGAUUUGCUCAGCUGGCCACUGCUGCCAACACCUACGGUCCUGGAGCUUCGGCCCCUCAGGUGAACGGAGUUGAACCUGGCCCACCUACUGGUCUUCUGUCUCCACCUCAUAGACACUCGGAGAUGACCCUCUAUACUGGAGUCCCUAACAACGGUGGACAUAUUAACCAUGGUCACUCCAACAGUGGUCAUUCCGAUCUUGGACUUCCUAAUGCUGGAAUGCUCAAUGGCGGAACGCCCAACGGUGUGCUCCCUGUCAACGGAGUUCCAAACAAUGGUUUCACCAACAACGGACUUGCUCAUCCUUCAUUUGCUAACACGGGACUUCCCAACGGAGUGCCUUCGAUCAAUGGUCUUCUCGCCAACGGGGUUGUUCCCAAUGCUGGUUUCCCCAAUGCUGGUCCUCCCAACGUUGGGUUUCCUAACAACGGAGUCGCCAACAAUGGACUUACCAACGGCAGACUUCCCAAUGGUCUGUCUGUCCCUAUGGGCAGACUCCCUCAGAGCCAGUCGUACACUGCUGGUCUCACUCAGAGCAACUCCCAGAACUCUGGUCUCUCGCUCAUGAGCCCUGGCGAUACUCCUCACGAGAUUACCGCUCCUCGCGCUCGAGUUCCUUUCUCCAGCCCUCUUGCUAACGGGCGUCUGACUGAGCCUCGCAACUACGCUCCUCGCACUUCGGGUCAGCCUGUUGAACGUCUGCCCCCUCCUCGCUUCAACCUAAAUUUAGAGUCGAUUCCGGCUGUGUCCGAGAAUAUUCCUCAGGAGACGCCCCAGGAUCCAUUUGGAACCCCUGCUCCUUCUGAUGCUACCUCUCUGAUCCCGUUUCCCAACUUGCCACCUCCUACCGUUCAGAUGGCGAUGUUGGACAGUGCGCAGCUGGACCGGGCCAUGGAGAUGGCUCUCAUCAAGGCCAACGCUCCCAAGUCGGAUAAGCUUCACCAGUUGACGGGCACGUACACGGGCUUUCCCAGUCUUCAGAUGGCUCUUAACGUGAACUUCUUCCCCUUCAUCGAUGGUCCUAGCUCAGCUAAGCCGGUCACCUACGGUGUCAUCCGCCUGAAGAACAUUCCAUUCUCUACCAAGCGUGCAGAGGUCGUGGCUUUCAUCGGCCGCAAUAGCAAGAUGCUCAAUGAUGCCGACGAGCCGGUGCACAUCAUCAUGGACCGCGCCACGUCCAAGACCAUGGACGCAUUUGUCGAGUUCCAGACCAUGGAGGACGCAAUCCGCUGUGCUGAGCGCCACCACCAGUUUGCUCAGACCGGACGUGUCAGCCGUCUUGGUGAUCGUCCUAUCGAAGUCGAGCUGUCUAGCCAGGCCGCUCUCAUGAGAGAGCUCUACCCUCUCGCUCGUGGCGUUUUCUGGGAUGGUGCUACUCCCAACAUUUUGCCUCCUUGCGCUCGUGAGCCCUGGGGCAACUUCAAGGGUUUCAUUUCUUGCGAGGAAAUGGUUAUGCUUGUCAAGCAUGUCGAGGUUCCACACCGAUCCCCUUUCUCCAAGGAGUGCCCCCAGCGCCCCUACGAGUGCCUCAUCAGCACUCUUGGCAAGUUCCCCUGGUUCGCCACUGACUUUAUCACCGUCGCGCAGCGUGGUGCCAUGUACAAGGCCAGCUUCAAGCUGAUCCGUCUGCUUCUCGGAGCCGUUUCUCGAAACGAUGACCCAGUCAACCUCAACCAUCAGCUUUUCAGACGUGUUGUUGCCUCGGUCAUGAAAUGCAAGGGGUUCACCAUUCUUCAGAAGGACAACAUUGCGUUCCUGGUCCAGAUGAGCCAGGCAGAGAUGCGCAUGUAUCACCAACCUGAGAAUGCCAGCUCUUGGGUUCACCAGUACUCUGUUACGGCCAAGCCUGGCGUCCCUCAGGAUGUUCUUGAUUGGUACAUCCGAAUCAUUCGCGAGCAGUCGACUCGAGAUGUCCUUGUUCGCCCUAUUUCUGAACGCACCGCGAUUCAGGAAACCCUCAAGGAAACGGAUGAGUACUGGGGAUACUUCUUCCAGGAGGUGGGGUAUGCCCAAGGUCCGGAGUUUGACCACAUGACCCUCAAGCAGUGUGCCUUUAUGGAGUUCUCUGCCAUUGAGCGUCUUCUCACUCGAGCCCUUGGCCGUUACUAA